UUAAUAUUCCUUUUUCCAUUUUUAUUUUCCUUUUUAAUUUUCCCACUUUUUCUCUGCCCCCAAACACCCUACUCACUGUAUUAUUUAUAACAUUGUCUAUAUAAAUAGAUCCUCACUAUUUCUGAUUCUCGGUUUUCAGCUCUCUGUUUCUCUCUCUCUCUCUCUCUCUCUCUCUCUCUCUCUGUGGUAAAUCACACACAAACACAAAGCAAAGCGAUUGCAAACAGAAACCAAAAUACCUGAAGGAUCCAAAUCUUCAAAAAUCUCAAAUGGGUUCGGUUCCUCCUGAACUGAGCUUGGAUUUUAGACCCACUUUUGUGCCUAAAACGAUCAGUGAUUUCCUCAAGGAGGUUUCAAUGAUCGGUAGUGUAUCCGAGAGGUUGUCCAAGCUUGACGAUUUUGUUAAGCGAUUGGAGGAAGAGAUGAGGAAGAUCGACGCCUUCAAGCGCGAGCUUCCUCUUUGCAUGUUUCUCUUGAAUGAUGCGAUUCUAGCUCUGAAGGAAGAUGCAGUGCAAUGUGCGGCACCAAAUGUUCAACCAGUGUUGGAAGAAUUCAUACCAUUGAAGAAAGAUUGUGAAAAAAACAAUGGAGGAACCAAUAACAAUAAGAAAGAAAAAGACUCUAGGGAUAAGAAGAAUUGGAUGAGCUCUGUCCAGCUUUGGAACACUGAUAAUUAUCAACAUCCCUCUACUGAUUUCCCAUAUGAUCGAAAGCAAGUUUCUGAAAUUGAUUCUAAGAGAAAUGAGGCAGAAAAUGGGUUAGCAAAUGAGGAUCCCUUCCAGACAUGUAGAAAUAGGGCUGCUGGAAGAGCAUUUAUGCCAUUCAAGACAUACCCUGCUUUCUCUGUCACGGCGGCGAGGAAGGAAGAUAAGGAGGAAUUGCCAGUUCAUGGGCUGUCUUUGCUCACCCCAGGAAUCAAGAAUCCAAAGGAAGAAUCAGCUUCCAGUGGUUCAAGAUCCACUUGUGGCAGGGCAGUCUCCUUCUCUACUGCCAAUGCUCAAUCCAAUAUGCGGACUCCACCGCAGCAGCCAACUAGCCGGAAACAGAGAAGGUGCUGGUCGCCGGAAUUGCAUCGGAGAUUCGUCAAUGCCUUGCAGCAACUUGGAGGUUCACAAGUGGCCACUCCAAAGCAAAUUAGAGAACUCAUGCAGGUUGAUGGCUUGACCAAUGACGAAGUGAAAAGUCAUUUGCAGAAAUACCGACUUCACACAAGAAGAGUUCCAGCUGCCACUGCAGCCCCAGACAACCAAUCUGUAGUUGUUUUGGGGGGCUUGUGGAUGUCCCAAGAUCAAUAUGCUGAUUCUUCAAAAGCUAGUAGUUCCCAAUCUGGCUCACCCCAAGGUCCCCUCCAUUUAACUGGAACCGGUGGAGAUGAUGAAGAUGAUGAAGAUGCAAAAUCUGAAAGUUAUAGCUGGAAAGGUCACAUUCAAAAACCUGGAAAAAAUGAUGUAUAGAGUUUAUCCACCAUCAAUUUUGCAGAUAUAUUUAUACAUGGGAGGAGCCAAUGAAUAUAAAGAAAAAUAUAAUUACAUUAUACAUAAAAGGAGAAGGAUCUUGAGAGACAGACAGAGCGGCUAUGAAAUUUUGCAGGAUUAGUUUCCCUUCCCCUAUGUCUUGAGUACGAGUUUUAUUGUCUCAAAAUUGGUAUAAGAAUUUUUGGUUAGGUCCUCAUGUCCAUGGAAGAAACAAGGCCAUUUUUCCUACAUCAAGCUCAUAGUUUCCCUGGAAGUUUUAUUGUUUUAGAUUUGAAGUCUUUCAGAUGGGUUCUUGAGCAUUUCAGGUGGUGGAACAAUUCAAUCAUGAUCUCAUCUUAAAUGGACCCUGAGGGAUCUGUUUCUCUCUCAAUCUGUUGAAAACUGAUCCUGCAGCUUCAUCCCUUUUUAAUUCUCAGACUGAAGAGAGCUCCUUUGUCUAAAUUAUCUUCAGAGGAAUGAUGGAAGUAUUGGUCAAACUAUGAAAUCCAAGACGCGGAUGAAAUGUUUGAAAU
Prunus mume (Japanese apricot) is the source of this 1987-nucleotide messenger RNA. RefSeq names its product transcription factor HHO6-like. NCBI's taxonomy places the organism in Eukaryota, Viridiplantae, Streptophyta, Magnoliopsida, Rosales, Rosaceae. Gene Ontology annotation, molecular function: DNA-binding transcription factor activity; DNA binding. Gene Ontology annotation, biological process: regulation of DNA-templated transcription. The record is from RefSeq and is a predicted model, not a curated record.